Teleopsis dalmanni is the source of this 723-nucleotide messenger RNA. RefSeq names its product probable serine/threonine-protein kinase dyrk1. The record is from RefSeq and is a predicted model, not a curated record. Lineage: Eukaryota; Metazoa; Arthropoda; Insecta; Diptera; Diopsidae. Bases 1 to 723 code for a protein of 240 amino acids. The transcript is spliced from 2 exons.
AUGACCAAUAACAAUAAUACCUUAAAUAUGCAUACGAAUGACGUUGAUAAUAAUGAUGUUGUUAAUAGUAACAAUCAUCAGCAAGAUGAUAAUUAUGACGUAGAAACACAUCAAAGUGACGUUAGUAAUAUAGCCAAAAUAGCAAAAACAACCUACAAAGAUAAAGAUAGUAAGAACAGCUGUAGCGACAGUGAGAAAAAUAGUGAUAGCGAUAUUGAUAACGAUAAUGAUAACGAUAAUGACAGCAAUAAAAGCAAUGACAAUACAAUUACAAUGACAGACAAACCAAACGCCCAACAUUUACAAAAUACACAAGAAGAAAAUGAAGGCAAACCCAAAUACAAGAACAGAAAUAAAUACAAUGACAAUGACAAUAAUAUUAACAUAGCUGGCAACACCGUAGAUAUGACAAGAACAAAAAAUCAUUACACGAGUUGUAACAACAGUAGUAGUAACAACAACAGCAACAGCAACAGCAGUAGUAGUUCUACUAAUAGUAAUAGUAGUAACGAGUGUGAGAGACAAACUGAAGACGACGACAUGCAUUUAAGAAAUGAUACGCCAACAAGAAACUGUACUGAUUUAGCAAAAGACUUAAAAGUGAAAGCAACAGCCACUACCAUCACUACCAAUGUACUGCCAACAAAACACGCCACUGACCCAACAACAACAAAACUGAUCAUUGCAGCUCGACAAGCAACAAAAACAGUUCCAAUAGCUUAA